AUGAGUUUUAGAGAAAUUUUAAACAACGCUUAAAAAGUUAAAAAAAUUACUAAAGUUGCUUUUAAUGCUUUAGAUGAGGAUGAUAGUGGCUUUUUAGAAAGAAAGUUAAAAGUUAUAUAAAAAUUUUAGAGAACUAAUUUCAAUUCUAAAUAAUUGUGCUGAUAUAUUAAAAAUUGAAAGGCCAUCAUCAGAAGAAAUGGAUGAAAUAUUAAAAGAAUUAGAUGAAAAUUAAGAUGGCAAGGUUUCUGAAAAUGAAUUUUAAAAAUUAAUUGAGUAGGUUUUAAGUAUUAUGGCUAAAAUAGAAGAAAAAUGA
This is a messenger RNA of Paramecium sonneborni, 313 nucleotides long. NCBI's taxonomy places the organism in Eukaryota, Ciliophora, Oligohymenophorea, Peniculida, Parameciidae. The record is from the annotation of a GenBank genome assembly.